This is a messenger RNA of Somion occarium, 2388 nucleotides long. NCBI's taxonomy places the organism in Eukaryota, Fungi, Basidiomycota, Agaricomycetes, Polyporales, Cerrenaceae. The record is from the annotation of a GenBank genome assembly.
GGUUGGUUUCCUUCUCUCCAUGUUGAUGUUUCGCCCGCGUUUCUUUUGAUAUACCUAGCGACCUGCGGUUAAGCCUGGUUCGAUACAGGCAUGUUUUGACGGUAUAGCCAACCAUGCCACAUCCGAGCGGCAACUCUUGCCAGUGGCACUGUAUUACUUAGUACAUUCAAUAUUGAUUAGGCGCUUAUAACUUCUUUAUGUUCUCCGUAGCCAUCAACUAUCGAUUGGGUACUCGAAGUACUGUUUGAAGACUCUUAGAAAGACUCCUGAGGCUCUAUUCGUCCUGCUAGGCUUGCCGAUUUUUUUGGGGGUGAGCUCAAGGAUCAUUCUGCUAGGAGACAGGCCUUGCUCACUUGGUAACCUCCGACGCCACCCAGGCCCACCAUGUCUCGUCGCAUCCCAGAUGAACUAUUGCAGCAGAUCUUGCGAGAAUUACUUUCUGUUCCAAUUGAAGAAUUCUGCUCAUAUGAGGACAAAUUUUCCUUUGUAACCAGCCCACACUCAACAGCAUCUGAUGUGUUACUGGUGGCAAAGCGUUGGUGGCAAGUUGGUACCCCGCUACUUUUCGAAACUGUGACCUUGCGAACUGCUGCACAAGUCAAGGCUUUUGCGGCUACAUUCAAGAAGGACCCAUCGCUUGGGAGACACGUUCGCAAGCUUAGACUGGAGAGUGGCUUUGGCCUUCAGCUGGCCAUGAAAACUAUUGUUUCUGCAUGUGGUUCAAGCAUUCAAGUCUUAUAUCUGUACGUUGGGGUACUCGCAGGAGAUAAUGUGGACGGACUCCUCCAUCUGUUACCCUCCAUCAAUCCGAAUCAGAUUGUGUUGUUUGGUGAUGGACGCUCGAACUGCAAAGCUGCUGUCAAACUUGACCAGACUCUUGGAAGCUGUAUUUCAACUUGGUCAAAUCUGAUCUCCGUCCAUUUCCGCGACUAUGAUCCGUUUUACCUUCGUUCAGGUGUUAUGUCGUCGUUGGGGAAGUCAAAAUCGCUAAGAAACAUAUCUUUGAAAACUCCGAAACGUUGGUCUCAUUUCGCCUCGGUCAUUGAGAAUAUCGACAAAUUUGCAUCUCAGUCAAAGAGCCUGGUUUCUAUCUGUUUCAGAGGGGAACUCGAUGGGUCAAGGUAUCAAGGAAUGAACUUCAAUGUCCCUGUGUCUGUUAAGACAUUGGAUUUACUACAAGUUGAUCAGAUCCCAGAUACACCCCCUUUUCCAGAAGGUAUUGCUGAUGCGCUUCCAGACUCGGUGCUAUCUCGAAUCCUCGCUUUUGCAACUCAUUUGCAACAUCCUGACGAUCUAAAUUUCAACUCGGAAUUGUGGCAGGCCUCCAUCAAGAACAAAGUCAACGUCACUCGUACGUCGCUGUGUCUUGUUUCUAAGAAGUUCAAGACACUCGCGCAACCUUUCCUUCUCGAUAAGCCUAUUUUUCGAUCCCCAUCGUCGGUUGAGAAGUACUGUGGGCUCCUUCAAUCAAACCCCCAAUUCUCUAGACGAAUGCGAGUCUUCCAUGCGCCACACGUACUAUCGACGGCGACUAUAAUACCUGUGUUAUCCUCAUUGAAUCUCGAGCAUAUAAAGGCUUGCAUUUCAGCACCUGUCAGAAAAGGUCAACAGGCACAACUGCCAGCGGAUGCCUGGGAGUCGUUUCAGAACGUACGUUCUCUGGAGCUUAGUUGCUAUGAUUCGGAGGGGCACAAGGAAGUCGAACUGAUGGUCAAACCCGUCCUAUCAUCGUUCCCGCGAUUGCGCAGGCUGGGUACCAGAAACUUCGGAGCUCAGGCAUUCGACGUCUUUGCAAUCACAGACUUGCCUUGCUUGGAGGAAGUGCAUCUUGAUCUUCACUACAUUACCUAUGAAAGGAACGCGGCGGAAGAGGCUAUGCGGUUUCUUUACUUUCGGGGCCGUACUAUCAAGACCGCCCAGCUGGAUGGAAGUCGUUCCUCACCAGCUCUCCAAUAUGGUUCGAAAAGCAUCCUUGAUCUGCUUCCGAAUCUGGAGACGUUGAAGUGCGCUUAUGGUGUACCUCAGUUGGACAGACUGAUGUCUGAGGAUGGAUGCUGCCCAUCAUUGAGAUGUAUUAUCCUCACGGAAUGCCAUUUCGUGCGACCUGCAGCUAAGAAACCAGACCUGCAAUGGGACUCGUUUGUAUCAAACCUCCGACGAACCAACUUCCCCGCUUUAGAGGAAGUUCAUGUUGAUGUGGAGUGGCCGUCGACUGAGCAUUUAGCGAAGCGAACUUUCUGGCUACACCGCAUGCAGACUCUGAAAGCACUUGGUAUCGGUCUAUUCGACCUUGAAGGAAUUCGAUGGGAUAGAGACAUUUCUCAGUGAUGUUAAAUACUUUGAGUGCUCGCAAUAAAUAAUGAAACGAAACGCUUCUACCAUAUCGUA